Lasiodiplodia theobromae is the source of this 546-nucleotide messenger RNA. Its product is annotated as Helicase. Bases 1 to 546 code for a protein of 181 amino acids. NCBI's taxonomy places the organism in Eukaryota, Fungi, Ascomycota, Dothideomycetes, Botryosphaeriales, Botryosphaeriaceae. The record is from RefSeq and is a predicted model, not a curated record. The transcript has 2 exons.
AUGGACCGUCAGGCCCCCAUCGAGCCUCCGCGGAGCCUCCGCAUUCCAAAUCCAGCCCGCGAAACCACAGCAGCCCAGCGCCGCUACGAGCAAGCACAGCACCACCUCCACGCCGACCUACCCCGGUCGAAUUUUGGGCCUCAGUCCUCCCAACCCGCCGCGGUGCGCCGGCCCUUGGUCCCACCUAUCCCGACCCCCGGGUCCGCCCCCGAUCAUCCAGCGGAAGUGUCUCCGCCGAACACCAUGACGACAACAACCUUCCGCUUGGACGGUUUCACGGGCAUGUUCCUCCUGCGGCUUAUGCAAGAGAAGCCCGGCGGCCCCGGUCCGCCUGACCACCUGCGCGGCGAACUCGCCGGCGAGGCCAUCGAGGCGAAGGUCUUGAUGCCGCACGUCGGGUCGGACCGGGCGGCUGUGACGGUGGAACACGGCGGAAACAUCACUACUUCUACUCCCCAGCCGGCAAGGACGGAGAAGCGGAGACGGGACGAUGAAAGAGGGAAGGCGCCAUCUGCUGCUGGACGGAAGAUGGUGCGCUUUGCGUGA